AUCAAAAUCAAGAUAAAAUAGAAUGCAUCUAUCAGAAAAGAACUCUCAAGCUGUGUAUAGAAUUUAGUGUCAUAUAUUAAUAAUUGACGACACUUGUAUGCUAUAAAAGAUAAUUCAGAUUUAGUCAUGACAAAAAUAAAUUUAAUUCACCAUAAACUCUCACUCUAAUGGCAUAUGUGUAGUUUUAAUGCCAAUUAAAAGACAAUUAAUUCUUCUUCGAUCAAAUCAUUAGUACUUCUGUGCAAAGUCAUAUGAUCAUAAAUGUAGUAAAUAUGUUCAUAAGUGGAUAGUUUCAGUUCUAUUCCUAUCAUAUAUCAUAGGCGUGGAAGAGAGUUUAUAAAAAAAAAACUGGUUGAGAUUCCAAGACAUGAUUUGAUGCAGUUUUCUUGAUGACUGUUCUGACAGUGAAUCUCUGCUCAAGACCAUAUCAACUGGGCAUCCUGCAAUCCAAACCAGAACUGAAUUUUAUUCAUGAAAUUGUUUUACACUGUCUUCUCUGGUCGCUACACAAGCCUGUUCGUUUCAGGGCACAAGAUCUGCUUUUGGUGUUAAGAGUCUCCAGAUCUUCGGCAGUGCACUUCUCUGGGAGGAGGGGCAGAACAAAGGUGAUGUGUCAACCAAUCCUCUCUGCAGUUGCAGGUAGUUUCUCCAUCCCGACUGUAGCCCAAUUCCUGCAAGAGGACUUUGCAUUGCCCUGUUCCGGUCCAUAGGCAAUAUUACAUUUUACAUCUUAAAAUGGUGCUUUGCCGCUGCCACUUCUGACUCUACGACAAAUGAUUGAUUUGACUGAGUGCGUUAUUACUUUUCAACAAUCAAAUGCAGCGUUAGACACCACAGAGCAGAAUGGCACCAUUUCAUAUGGCAACCUUCAGUGCAGCAUCAUGCAGCACGUGUAUCUUUUUAUUUAUCUUCACAUCAGCAAGCGCUUUUCUGGAACUUGAACUAACAGAGAGCUUGGUUGGAUCUACAGACCUGUCCACUGGCAGCUGUAAACUGCAAAACAAGACCAAAGGAAUCAAAGCAACAUGUUCCCAUUUAGGAUUGACAUCAAUACCACCUCAGCUACCAUCGAACACAAUCACAUUGGAUGUCUCAUAUAACCAGAUCAGAGCUCUACAAAAUGACUCCUUUGAAGGUCUCCUGGAGCUGAGCUCACUCAGUCUGAAAGAAAACCAUAUUUCUGAUCUAGAAGUUGGAACAUUUUUGCCUCUAAAGAAGCUGCGCUCACUGGACAUGACCGGCAACUUGCUCACUCAUCUGCAACCCAAUUUAUUCAACUCUAAUCAAAUGUUGUCAAACCUGAUGCUUUUCAGCAAUAAUUUUUCAUCUGUCCCUACCACUUCACUCUCUAGACUACCUCUACUCAGAAACAUCUUUCUUGGAAAUAAUUCCAUCCGUGUGGCGGAUUUUACAGCGUUCUCCCAUUCCAGAACAAUAUCUCAGAUCAAUUUUGCAAAUAAUCAGAUUUCCACAAUCGAAGCUUCAGACUUUAAACCACUGCAAAACCACUCACUGCAAUCAAUUUCCUUAGAAGACAAUGACUUGCAUAGCUUACCAGCAAGAGUUUUCUCACAUCUCAACAACAUAAAUCUACUUGUUCUGGACAGAAAUGCAUUACAUGAUUUUAACUCCAGUUCUUUUCUUGGCAGUAUGAACAUUGAUUCAAUGUCAGUGCGUGGCUGCAGAAUAUAUAACAUUGUUAAACUUGAUAACUCUAGUCACGACAAUGCCAGUUUCCCAGUCAUACGGUCAAUUGACAUGAGUGGAAACAUCAUCCACUAUAUUCCCCCGUAUGCCUUCCGGGGCUUUAAUCAAACUCGCACACUAAAUAUCCAGAGGAACAAAAUAACAACAAUGUAUGAAGAUUCCUUCUGUGGUCUUGAUUCUUUGAUAAACUUGGAUCUAUCGGACAACCGCAUCUAUUCCAUAAUACCUGGCAUGUUUUCUUGUAAUACUAAACUACAAGAAUUGAUCAUUUCACGUAAUGAAAUCGCCCGGUUAAAUAUUGACUCGUUUCGAGGUCUCUAUGCCCUUCACACACUCAACCUAUCCCAUAAUAUUCUGAAACACAUAGAUGAUCGUCAACAGUGGGAUAAUCCAGCGCUUCGAAAUCUAAACCUUUCAAAUAAUCGAUUCCUCACCCUCCAUCCACGUUUCUUUAGCGGUAACUUACCCAACAUAAGCGUUGUGGACGUAUCAUUCAAUAAAAUAAGCGAUUAUUCACCAGAUACUUUCAACAAUAUUCCAUCCGUCAAAGAGCUCUACCUCAUCGCGGAGCAAAAUCAAUAUCUACCCCGAGUCUUCAGUCAAAUGAAAAACCUGAUAACGCUGGAUAUAUCACAUACAAGAACAGAGUGGACAUCAUUGGACCAAUUCACCGAGACUUCAUCUCUGCAAGAUUUAAGAAUGUGCUAUAAUAAUCUACACCAUUAUGACCUUUUUGAGGAAAACAUGACCCAGUCAUCUCUCUUUGAGGGGCUGGUCUCUCUGAAAAAGCUAAACCUGAGAGGAAAUGACCUGAAUGGCUUGGAUCCUGGAGUAUUCACUCCUCUUAUUAAGCUCUAUACAUUGGAUCUGUCUCUAUGUCAUAUUGCUCAUCUCACACCUGGAGUAUUUCAAGGUUUGACAUCCUUAAAAAAUCUGUAUCUCAGUGAGAAUGUUAUCAUAACCACCUCUGCUGGGAUAUUCAAAGGAUUGGACUAUCUGACAACCCUCUUCUUUCGGAACAGCAGACUACAAAUCAUUGACAAAGACCUCUUUGCAAGAACUCCACAUCUGAAACACCUUUAUCUUUCUGGCAAUCAUAUAAGUAAGGUACAAAAGGAAACUUUCUUCCCAACAAAUCACACGUUAAGAAUUGAUAUGUCAAAUAAUUGGUUCUCUUGCAAUUGCAAAUUAAGCUGGUUUAUCAAUUUUCUCAGAGAUAAUGACGUUGUCCUUAUAAGACCUGAUCAAACUAAAUGUUACAACACAUCCUUCAAAGCGAUGAUUGGUAAGCCCAUCACAUCUUUCACACCGGCUGAUUUCUGCCGCGUUGAUGCCUUACUCAUAAGCGGAUUGUCUUUGCUGGCUUUAACAUUGAUCGUAUCUCUGGUAACAGCAUACAACAAACGAUGGUGGCUCAAUCACAAAUUCUUCCUGCUUAAGCUAGCCAUCUUCGGCUACGAGGAAAUGGAGGAAGACUUCAUUGCAAACCGACAUGAAUUUCACCUCAACCUCAUGUACUCGGAAGCUGAAGACGAGUGGGUCCUACAGGUUAUGAAGCCUGCACUGGAGGAGAGGUUGCCACAUCUGCAGCGCGUCAUUUAUGGGGACGGCGACUUACCCUUGGGAAUGUUUUACAUCGAAGCCAUCAACGAUGUCAUUGAUAACAGCUUCAAGACUAUCUUGCUCGUAAGCAACCAGUCUAUAGCUGAUCCCUGGUUUAUGACCAAGCUUCGUUUAGCAUUUGAGCAUGUCAAUGACACGCAGAUAGACAAGGUCAUCCUUAUCUUCAUUGAGGACAUCGAGGAUGAGAACCUGCCAUACCUUGUCAGGUUGUUCUUGAGUAGGAACAAACCGUACAUGCAGUGGACGGAUGAUGAAGACGGGCAGGAGCUGUUCUGGGCUCAGUUUGAUAAGAGCAUGAGAGCCAAUAAGGCCAUCAACAAUAACAUCCCUCUCUAAAUACACAAGGGCAGGACAUGUAUCUGACAAUGUCUGAACCUGUACAAGGAGCCGUGGUGUAGUGGUUCUGAAUCUCGCCCUGCAAACAGAGGGUCAUGUGUUCGAAUCCCACUGCCGUCUGGC
This is a messenger RNA of Lytechinus variegatus (green sea urchin), 3789 nucleotides long. RefSeq names its product insulin-like growth factor-binding protein complex acid labile subunit. The transcript has a single exon. Gene Ontology annotation, biological process: signal transduction. NCBI's taxonomy places the organism in Eukaryota, Metazoa, Echinodermata, Echinoidea, Temnopleuroida, Toxopneustidae. The record is from RefSeq and is a predicted model, not a curated record. Gene Ontology annotation, molecular function: protein binding. The coding region runs from base 844 to 3666 and encodes 940 amino acids.